Molecule: messenger RNA, 168 nt
Organism: Funneliformis geosporum
Lineage: Eukaryota; Fungi; Glomeromycota; Glomeromycetes; Glomerales; Glomeraceae
Source: the annotation of a GenBank genome assembly
AUGAAAUUAAAGGAACUAAUAAAUAGAUCAUGUUACAAAAACAAUUUCUUUAAAAAAAAUAAUGUUCCCAUUUUCUAUAAAUUAGUCAGUAGUUUAGUUUUAGAAUCUGAUUCUUCUAGAUUAGUUUUACAAAAUUAUAGAUUAGCUGGUACCAAUAGUUUUUUAUAA